ACUAAAAAUACUUGUCUCGCAUAUACGCCAUGAAUUUGGAAGAAAAGAGAUAGAAAUAUAAAAAAUGUUAAUACCGUUAUAAAAAUCAUCCUGUCGGUCAUUUCAGCGCGGCAAAAUUUUUCAAUUUUUCAAUUUCAUUAAACAUUCAAUUGGAAAAGCUUGUUGAAAAUGGCUGAUGAAAUAUUCGAAAAAAUGGAAAUUAAAAAUGUUGUCGCCACUUACAAUGUCGGCAUAAAAUUGGAUCUAUUGGACAUCUAUCGCCGUACACGCAAUUCAGAGUAUUCCCCACAAACUUUCAUUGGUAUGAAAAUGACCAUGCGUUUUCCAAAAUGCACUGCCCGGAUUUUUAAUUCCGGGAAAGUGGUGGUAGUCGGCACAAAAAGUGAGGUAGACGCUCGUCUGGGGUCCCAUAAAUUCGCCAAACUCAUCCAAAAGCUUGGCUAUGAAGUUGAAUUCAAAGAUUUUACCAUAUGUAACAUAGUGGGUGUAAUAGAUGUACGUUUUCCAAUAGGUCUCGAAGACCUCAAUAAUGGACAUAUGCAGUUUACAAAAUACGAACCAGAAAUAUUCCCUGCCUUAUAUUAUCGUUUGCCAACUAUGUUAUUUUUAAUAUAUGCAAGUGGCAAGUUGGUUGUUACAGGGGCUAAAUCUGUGGCUGCUAUUAAGGAGGGCUUCGCUAUUAUCUAUGCGGCUUUGGCGCCUUUUAAAAGAGAUUAAUAAGAAUAUUUAAGAAGAAUUUUUUAAUAUACAUAGAGUCAUACAUUUGUAAAUGCGUGCUUUUUCUUAAUAAAUUUUACUGAGAUAUUAUA
Teleopsis dalmanni is the source of this 809-nucleotide messenger RNA. Its product is annotated as TBP-related factor-like. Gene Ontology annotation, biological process: DNA-templated transcription initiation. The transcript is spliced from 2 exons. The record is from RefSeq and is a predicted model, not a curated record. Lineage: Eukaryota; Metazoa; Arthropoda; Insecta; Diptera; Diopsidae. Gene Ontology annotation, molecular function: DNA binding; RNA polymerase II general transcription initiation factor activity. Bases 169 to 717 code for a protein of 182 amino acids.